Messenger RNA from Sinocyclocheilus anshuiensis, 1968 nucleotides. Its product is annotated as PHD finger protein 13-like. The transcript has 4 exons. The record is from RefSeq and is a predicted model, not a curated record. Bases 179 to 1060 code for a protein of 293 amino acids. Gene Ontology annotation, molecular function: chromatin binding. Gene Ontology annotation, cellular component: nucleus. Gene Ontology annotation, biological process: mitotic chromosome condensation. Lineage: Eukaryota; Metazoa; Chordata; Actinopteri; Cypriniformes; Cyprinidae.
UUUUAUUUUGGCAGAUCUGUCUGACUGGGUUUUACCCAUCACAUCUUCAUCACAUUCGGGCAUAUAUCAUCACUGUUUUCCAUCACUACCGCCACUGUCAUCGCCUGUUUUUCGAUUCCGGAUAAUUAUCUCUCUCUUUACCGUAGCGUGGUUCACUAUCUGUGUUUCAGCAGGAGAAAUGGACAACAGCUCGACGACUUGUCCGUUUGACACACAGGGUUACAGUUCAACAUUUACGCGGAAACGGACAGUGGAAGAUUUCAACAAGUUCUGCACUUUUGUGCAAAGACCCAUGAGCGAGGAUUCAGAGCCUCAGAAGCGUCCGAAAUCAGCAGGUCUUCUGCUGGAGGGUCGAACGAAGGCCGACAAGGUGAAAAAGAAGAAGAAGAAGAAGAAGCUGAGAAAGAGUAAGAAUGAGGAAUUGAGAUCUUUCGCCCCAUUUACUCCUCCCAGUGCCGAAGGUGAGAUCUCCAAUUAUGGAUGUACCAUCAAAGAAGAACCGGAAGAUUACCUCAGCAUCCCCGUACCCACCGCCGGCAUGGGUGGAGACCUGCCAAAGCACACUGGCACGUGUUCAAAACCUGCCUCGGGUUCACUGGCCACCGCAAUGUGCAAAGAGGAGCCUGAUGUGGGCCGUCCUUGCUGGAACGGUUCUAAAAGUUCAAGUCCAAAGUCGGAGGAUGUCGAGAAACCCUUACAAACUCAAGAAGAGGCAGUAGUCUCGAAGGUAGAAGGUUUUUCUGGUAAAAGGACUGUGGUCCGUCAGGGGAAACAGGUGGUGUUUAGAGAUGAGGAUGGAUCGGAGGAUGAUGAGGACAUCAUGGUGGAUUCAGAUGAUGACUCCUGGGACCUAGUGACAUGUUUCUGCAUGAAGCCGUUCGCCGGGAGGGCGAUGAUCGAAUGCAACCAGUGCAACACCUGGAUCCACCUCUCAUGUGCCAAAAUCCGCAAGUCCAACGUCCCUGAGACGUACAUCUGCCAGAGCUGCAAAGACUCAAAGUUUGACAUUCGCCGCUCCAAUCGCUCAAGAGUGGGCUCUCGAAAACACCUUCUCGACUGAUGCCGCUCUUCUCCUUCUGCCCAUCCACAUGUACAGAAACUCGUAAAAUUGUCGUCUUGAAGAUGAGACUCAAUGAGUUCGGAAGAGGAAGGGAUCAGUGACCUGCUUGCAUCCCUUUUUUUUGUUUGUGUUUUUAAUAUUUCUCACCUUCCUAAAUGUUUGCGUCAAUCAAUCAAUACUAGGAUGAUGCAUUAACUGGAGCAGAUUUCUGCCAGACAGACGGACAGUUGCAGUUGUGAUGGUACACAGCUGAAGGUUAGACACAUUCGGAGUUGUGCUGGAAAGAAGGGACUGGGGUGUCGGAUUGCACUUUUUUUAAGAACAAAGGGGCAGCUAGAGAUUCCCCUUUGUACCCAUAGCUUUCAAAAGUAUGUCUAUUAGUCAAAGUAUGUAUAUUAUAUGAAUAAGAUAUUAGUGUUCAAGGUGUUUAGACUCAUCAUUUUGUGUGGAUCUUUUCUGAGACCCCCAAAUGUGUAUGAGGGAAAGAGUUCUGUUUGUUGGAUAAUGUUGAACGUGUUUUCAUCAGCAGUCACUGAUGAUUUGGAGUGAAACAUCAGAAACGGUUCUUGCUACAUUGUGGUAUUUCUUGAUUAUUAUUUUUAAUUUUUGGCAACAAAUUGGUGGUAAGAGACUGUGUAAUUUCUAUUUUUUGAUUUAUAAAUCCUGAUAAUUUCUGCAUUUUCUGCCCUUCAUUGAACAAGAAACUUUUUGUUUGCAUGUUGCAAUGUUUUACUAAACAGGAUGAUAUUUUUUGUAAUUUUUUUUCUCCAAGAAGAUGUUUAAUAUGUUAAUUAUGUAAAUUAUGUGAGUCAUUACAGGUUAGGGAAGGAAUGGAUAUCCUUACUGGGUGAAUCUCAGAAUCUCACAAAAACAUAUCCAGGUCACAUUUUACCCCAUAAGUUUUAUAU